Coniophora puteana RWD-64-598 SS2 is the source of this 1706-nucleotide messenger RNA. Its product is annotated as MFS general substrate transporter. Gene Ontology annotation, cellular component: membrane. The record is from RefSeq and is a predicted model, not a curated record. The transcript is spliced from 13 exons. Lineage: Eukaryota; Fungi; Basidiomycota; Agaricomycetes; Boletales; Coniophoraceae. Gene Ontology annotation, molecular function: transmembrane transporter activity. The coding region runs from base 123 to 1592 and encodes 489 amino acids. Gene Ontology annotation, biological process: transmembrane transport.
CGGACGGUGUCGACGGGAUCGUAAUUUCAUAUGCUGGGCGCCAGCAGCACGCGCUCUUCUCCCAGUCCUGACUCUCACCUCUCUACUAUACACCUCCAUUCCUUUCCCUCACUCUCCUUCGAAUGGCGAGCCAUGAGUUGAGCUCCCUUCCCUCAACUGACUUGAAAGAUCCCGUGGAGGCUGGCGUGGAGGAAGUGUUGGGGUCAGAGGCGGCGGUGCUGGAGCAGAAAGUAUGGCGAAAGUUGGAUAGGUGGCUGAUGCCUAUGGCGAUGAUGUUCUACCUCCUCUCGUUUGUGGACCGGUCCAACAUCGCAAAUGCAAAGGUCGCCGGCAUGCAGACAUCACUGAAGAUGACGAAUUACGACUACAGUAUCGCCCUUACGGUCACGUACAUACCAUAUAUUCUCGCUGAAUUCCCGUCCAAUAUCCUCCUUAAGAUUGUGGGGCCCGACCUCAUGCUUCCAGGGAUGAUCGCUAUGUGGGGUAUCGUUGCAACACUACAAGGGGUUGUACAUAACUAUUCGGGCCUGCUUGCAUGUCGAUUCUUCCUUGGCUUAUGCGAGGGCGGGCUGUUCCCGGGCAUUACGCUUUACCUGUCUUUCUUUUAUCCCCGCGAACGCUUACAGAUACGAGUUGCCGCAUACUUCGCGUCAGCCUCUCUCUCCGGCGCUUUCUCGGGGCUUCUUGCUGCUGGUAUCGUCAACAUGGACGGCAUAGGGGGGAGGCCCGGAUGGGCUUGGAUCUUCAUCCUAGAAGGACUCUUUACCACUAUCUUUGGCGUCGUGUGUUUAUUCCUCCUUCCAAGAUCGCCAGAGACAGCCCGUUUCCUCUCAUCCUCCGAGCGAUCUUACGUGCUUAGUCGCCUUAAGAAGGAUGGAGCGGUUUCACAUGAUACUGAAGACGAUGGGUUCAGCUGGAGAGAAGUCUCCAAGUGUUUUAGUUCUCCGCAUAUUUGGAUGCUAUCAGUCGCCUUAUUCUUCAUGGGAACUACACUGUACGGACUAGCAUACUUUGAGCCUGUCAUUGUUCAGGGCUUGGGUUACGCUGGCAAUCAUGCACAGUUGAUGAGCGCGCCUCCUUUUGCGGUCGCCUUCGUUCUCUCGAUCAUAACUGCCUUCACCUCUGACCGUUUUGGCAGGCGUGGAUUGACAGCCAUCUGCUUCUCGAUCUUAGCCACCAUCGGCUUUGCGAUGUUUUACGCGAGCGAUUCUCAUCGUGUACAGUACGGCUCCCUCUUUCUGACGAUUCCAGGAGUAUAUGGGGCGGCCCCUGCCCUUGUCACAUGGAUAACGAACAAUAGCGCCCCGCACACGCGGCGGGCGACGGCAGUCGCAAUCGGCUUCAUCAACUCGAACGCGGGCGGCGUGCUCGCGACGUGGCUCUUUGGUACGCUCUCACCCGCGCCCGAGUACAAAAAGGCGACGGUCAUCUGCCUCGCUUUCUCCGUCGGCGUGGUGGUUCUAUCCGCGGCGAACUGGGCAUACCUCGCUAAUGAGAACCGCAAGAAAACCGCAGAGCGGGAAGCGGGACGCACGAGGGAGGAGGAGCACGGGCUGGGGGACCAGAGCGCUUGGUUCGUGUAUAAUCUAUAGCUUGAUCAAAAACGGCAUAUCGGUGAACCCACGUUCGUUUCAUUUUGGACUAAAUUCAUUAUUCUUAAUAUGAGAUUGCACGCCAUAUGGACUAUAACAGAGCUUGCGUUGAUC